UCGCCCAGACACCGCUCAGCUGUUGUCCAUAAACUGUUCAUUCACAGUUUAUGGACAUUUUUUUUAUUUUGUCCACAGUUAUUCGAGCAUUGCAAAAUAGUUGCUCGGGCGUGAUUAAUUUAUAACCAGUGGAAUUUCUUUUGUUUUUAAUAAGUUUCUUUGCAGGUUGUUUUAUGUAUUCUGCAAAAGAAAGGUUUGCGGUGUCUACUUUACAGUACGUUGUCUUAAUAAACAUGUAUGAGGACAGCUGUUAAUGUGGCUGUGCAGAAAUACUACGGCAAGCGACUGGAAUCCUCGGGUGAUCUGCAGACAGGUGCCGCCUCCUGCGGAUCGUCCUGCAGACCAGCGCCCAGAAGCGUUACCGAAGCUCUGAGUGAGGUUCACCCUGAGGUGACCAAAAGGUUCUUCGGCUGUGGUCUUCCAUUUCCAGCAAAGCUCGAGGGCUGCAGAGUCCUGGACCUCGGCAGUGGCUCCGGCAGAGACUGCUAUGCUUUUAGUAAACUGGUUGGGCCGAAUGGACACGUGACUGGGAUCGACAUGACACAGGAGCUGAUCACCGCAGCUCGUCAGUAUGUUCAGUAUCAUCAAGAAAAGUUUGGCUAUAAGGAGCCCAACGUCACAUUUGUCCAGGGCUACAUGGAGAACCUCAACGAAGCUGGCAUUCAGAGUGACUCCAUGGAUGUUGUGAUAUCCAACUGUGUGAUCUGUCUGUGUGCUGAUAAAAGAGCAGUGCUGCAGCAAGCCUACAACGUCUUAAAGGAGGGAGGUGAGCUUUACUUCAGUGACAUGUUUGCCAGUAAGAUCAUCCCUGAUCACAUGAAGCAAGAUGCAGUCCUGUGGGGUGAGGGGAUGGGCGGCUCUCUGUUUUGGCCCGAUCUAAUCUCAUUGGCCCACAGUGUGGGUUUCAGCUCUCCACACCUUGUUUCAGCGAGCCACAUUGUGGUCUACAACAGUGAGCUCAAAGCAAAAGCAGGCGACAUCAGUUAUGCUUCAGGCACUUACAGGCUCUUCAAGCUGCCCAAAAGUCCAGCAAUGUCAAACGCUACUGUGACCUAUAAAGGGACGUUGGCAGAAUUCCCAGAUCAGCUGGACUUUGAUUCCUCCCACUGCUUCAAGAAAGACGUAGCAGUGCAGGUAAAUGGAGAGAUGGCAGCAAUCCUCCAGAGUUCCCGUUUCUCCUCAGACUUUAAAAUCCAGAUGUUGGAUAAACAGGAAUCCAAGUCGGAGACAACGCCAGAGUAUUGCCACCUCAACCCAUUUCUGCUGGCUGACAAACUGGGAUCCUCCGUGAAGCAGUGCUCUAAAACAAGCAAAUGAAGAGGCAAGUGACUGAUCUGAAGGCUUAACAGAAAAUGUUAUUUUUGAAGUUGCCUUUUUAAAGACAUAACUUUACUAACUAAUGGGGACUCUUGUAGAUAAUCUCACAGAUCGUGGCCAGUGACAUGUCCCCAUAUUUCAUAUUUAGACAUUAAAAUGUAUUUUUGUAGAAAACACAAGUUUGUUUCUCUGUAACACUAUCAACUCAGAGUUUGAGCUUCUUCAAGCUCAUGUCAUAAUUGCCAUGUGAACAACAAAAUUUACAGAAGUGGAAAUAAAAAGACUUAAUGACAUAAUAACCUGUGUUUAAUAUUUGAUAUGGAAUUUUACAACCGUAUAAUAAAACGACUGAAUUAUAGGGGAUUUAAACAGCAACAUUCAGGUACUGAGGUGGAUGCAUGACAAGCAGCUGCCGACAGGCUGACAGUGUUAAAUACGAAAUGACAUAAACAUUCAGGGGUGCUGAAACAGAAAAGUUUUCUUUCUCCCCAGUUAACUGUCGUGGCACUGAAGACGACACCUGAUACAGAGCUGUGCAGCAUAUCAUAAGGAAUACAUGAGCUACAACUCUGUUGUAUAAUGUAUUAAGGCACUACAGUACACAUAAAAAAAGAAGUGAAAAACAAA
Molecule: messenger RNA, 1944 nt
Organism: Oreochromis niloticus (Nile tilapia)
Lineage: Eukaryota; Metazoa; Chordata; Actinopteri; Cichliformes; Cichlidae
Product: arsenite methyltransferase
Exons: 9
Coding region: 238-1317 (359 amino acids)
Biological process (GO): arsonoacetate metabolic process; toxin metabolic process
Cellular component (GO): cytosol
Molecular function (GO): arsenite methyltransferase activity
Source: RefSeq, a predicted model, not a curated record